UCUCUCUCUCUGUCUCUCUCUCUCUCUCUCUCCAGCCCCGAUCCUCUCUCUGCUACUCUCCCUCUCCACCCCCAAUCCUCUCUCACUACUCCCCAUCCUCUCUCUUGGAACAUAGGAAAAAUCUGAGCAAAAACAAUGCGGGGCUUCGGAUUGAGAGUUUUAGAAAUCGAACCCUAGGGUUUGAAAACAAAACUAAAAAAAUCAAGAAAAAAGGCUCACCGAGAGAAUCAAGGAGCUAAGUACUGGAUUGGAGAUGGAGAUUUAUAAGGUCGAGAUGAGAUGAUAUGUGGUCAUAUACGAUCGUAUAUAUGGAUUGGGAUACGACACUGGGAAGGUUUUUUGAAGAUGAACCUCUCUCUCUCUCUAUAAGAUAUAUUCAAUUUCAAGCAAGAAAUUGCAUUUUCUUCAUCUCUGAAACUCGCACUCUCAAAGCUUCUUGCAAAUGAUACAUGCAUCAUCAAGCCACAUCCAGUUCAGAUGGCUGCACCUGCUCAGCGCAGCAAUUCGAAAACUGUGACUUUUGAGCUAUAGGCAUGCUUCAUGGCGAGACAAUAGAUGAAUGGACGGAAGAUCCUGUUAAAAUCACUCAUGCAGCGGCCCCAUGGUGGAUUAUUCUGUCCGGGAACAAUCUCUGACAUUUCCUUGAAGAAAUCAAAACUAACGAGCAUUUUGAUCUAAUUAAAUAGAUCAGAGAACAUACUGUAAUUAGAGCGGAACCAUAUCGCCACUUGUUCACAGAAUUUUUCAGGUUGGUCUCGGUUGCCAUGUAUCUAUUCAAACCGGCAGUUAGAAUGUGAUAGCAGAUGUGCCCAAGAACCUGCACAAAUUUGAUUCUUAAUCAUGCACAGAUCAUCAACAUAAUUGGGAAAGGAAAGAAGGCUGCUAUUGUUUAGAACAUACAUAAGCAUAGUCACAGUCAAACUUCGAUAGUAAAGAACCCCAGGCCUGAUAGGCAAAGAAGUGGCAGAUAGCAUUGAAUUUCUUUUCCUUUGCAAGUACCUUCUUUCAGAACAGAUCCACUAAUAUGUUAGUCUACUAGAAUAUUAAGGAUAAAGAUAAUGAACCUGCAGCGUUGAAGUUUACCAACCUCUUCUUCAUCUCAUUCUCUACCAAACUUGUAAGUUUGUUCUUAAUGAAUCUUGGCUUUAGCCCUCCCAGGGAUCUUACAUUAAUUUAUGUGCCAAAUAAAUGUCCUGUGCUAGUAUUUUCCAUAUCCAUGUAUCAAUUUCACAUGUAACUUUUAAUGUUUCAUGUGUCAGUGGUACCCCUGCAACUCAGUUUAAUGGUACUUACUGGUUGCCUUGAAUAUAGGUCAAUGAUACAGUUGGAACACUGGCUGGAGGUAGAUACCGCAAUAAUGAUGUUGGGCCUGGGAGGUCAGAGCCCAAUUGAAAUAAUUCUAGUUUUCCUGGUGCGGCUUUGGGUCAUUUUAUUGAAAUUUCUCUGUUGUUACCUAAUACUUGAAAUGGAUAUUGCCUAAUUGCUGCACAGAUCUUGGACACAUUAUAAAAUCAGUAUCAUUCUAUUUUGGCCAAGAGGUUUUCUAGCAAUACUUUUCCCUUAUUUUUCAUGCACAUUGCUGGCUUCACAUUACCUUUAUAGAGGGCAUUUUAGUCACCCAAAGUGCCUUGUUAAGAGGGAUAUGGAAACAAGCAGUGGGUGCAUCCACAACACCAUGUGUGAACCUUGUACUAGUUUCCUUUGGUUGAAGGUGCUAAAUCAUUAGUUGAUCUUUGCUCAAAAGUUGCCUGUCUUCCCUCUUAUAUGUUAUAGGAUUUUAUUUGCAAUGUGUCAAUUGCUGAACUGUGGAUAUUCUUUUCUUAGUUCAGAAUAUUUAUAUGUUAAUGUUUUUCUUUUCCUUUGUUAUUGUAUAUUAAUUCUAUUUUUUCAGGCUUUUUGGGACUAUUCUGAGAAAAAGUUGCUUGGAAGGCAGAAUGCUCUGUAAUAAGCGAAUGGUCUCCCGAUGGAUGCUACUUCAUGACUGCAACAACAGUAUACAGUGAUUAACUUUAUUUAAGCAUUGAUGCAUUGACUUUAAAACCUUCCCACAAUGUAUUGUAGAAGUAAGGGCCUCCAAAAGCCCUCAUACAUUUUUUUUACACACUCACACCAAUUCAUGGAAGCCUUCAGAACUUAAACAAAUCAGUUCAAUCAGCUCAAAUUAACAGAUAUUAAAGGAUAAAAACAUACUUCUAUCAAGCUUAAGAAGAAAUUCAAUCAAUUAAAAAAUAAAAAAUUUGAGCUUAGUGGCUGUAUGGAUGUGAAAAGGUUUGUUCCUUUGUGGGGCCUGAUUUAGUCCUCCUCUUUGGAUGAUCUCUCAUCAUCCACCUUUAUCUAGCAUGUAGAGCCAUUUCAGCUUUGUUCUUUUCUUCAAUAAAAGUUAUGUUGCUAUUAGAUUGCCAUUAAAAAACUUUAAAAUGUUGGGUAAAAGUGCAGCUGCUUGUACCCAUAUAUAUGUUUUUUGUGCUUUGGUAAGUUGGUCUUGCCCCUAUUUGCAAGUCUACAGGUUACAUUUUGGAUUUUAGUAAGCACAACAUUGUCUUAAUCUUUCUUCUUUUUGUGGUUUGAUGAUUUAGAUCUUUUGAAUAUUAAUUUAUUUAUUUUUUCAAUUUUCUUUAAUUACAGAGAUCUUUUUUGGUAUAGUUCUUGGAUUAGGAGGAAAAACAGAGAAAUUGAAAAAAAGAAAAGAAAAGAAAAGAAGAUAAUGCCUUUGGUACUUGUUUAGGAAGUUUAUUUCGGAGUUUUGGAGUUUAUCGAGAUGAUUUGAAGCCAUAUUCAGAUUGAGGAGGAUUGGAAAAAGCACAGAUUAGGCUUGUCAAUGUUCAUUUUUGUAAGAGUACAGUCUCUUCUGGACCUUGCUUUGCGGACCACAGCUGCAAUAGAAGAUCCUUGUCACGAGGUACUGACAUGUUGUGUGGAAAGAUCUUCUUUGCUUAAUAGAUUGGGGACUCUCAGUGAUCUGGAAUAUGGGAUGAAAAAUUUACUUUCUACUCCUGAAGUUCAGAAGCCUGUUUCUGAUAGUAAUGAUCAGACAGAGCCAGUAAGUGUCACUGGCCUAGAAACGUUCUCUCUGAGUUACAAGGGGGUUCGUGCUUUUAACAAAUUGGGAACAACCAUCUCCCGCUCUUCAGUGCUUUGCCGCAGCAUGCUUAAAUUUAUUAAUAGCCUUUUACAUUAUUUGACAUUUGAGGUUCUUGAACCCAAUUGGCAUGUGAUGCACAAUAGACUUCUAACUGCAAAGAGCAUAGAUGAGGAUCAUGAGAAGGAAGAAGCCCGGGUGGAGGAGGUGACAGGACAGAUGGAGGGCAGGGCAGACAAGCCUCUCACUAAGGCUUCUAGACAAGUUGGAAAGAACCUAAGAAAGAACAACACUAAGAAAGCCAAUGAAGCAGAUACUGUUGUUGAAUUUGUAGCAUCGGUUAGUCCUACAACUGAAACUGGACAUGUUUCCGAGGGGGCAAAACCCAAAGGCAGGGGAGCUCCGAAGAAGGCUCCUACUAGAAAGCAGAAAAUGCCGACUACUGUUGAUAGUGAAGAGGGAGAUGAUGAGGUGCUCAAGCUAAAAGAACGAUUGGCAACAUAUAACAUUGAUUCUCCUUCAGAUCAAAUAGGUAUAUGAUCAUCCAUGUGUAAUAAGCUUUCGGAUCAAAGUGAAGCUGAGAAUAGGGUGUUAGUUGAUUGCAAAUUGAUAACCAGUAGAUGCACAUCCAUGGAGUUGUCGCUUGCGAUUGUUGAGAAGCUAUUUGGCUGCGAGAAGGCAUCAGAUCUUGUUAUUAAUGAGAACUUUAAAUAGACAUAACUAUUAUGUUGGCAUUGUACUUUUGUGAAUGGAAAUGAAUGAUUGUGUUUGAAUGAA
Molecule: messenger RNA, 3856 nt
Organism: Magnolia sinica
Lineage: Eukaryota; Viridiplantae; Streptophyta; Magnoliopsida; Magnoliales; Magnoliaceae
Exons: 11
Coding region: 2819-3619 (266 amino acids)
Biological process (GO): spindle assembly; cytoplasmic microtubule organization; mitotic cell cycle
Cellular component (GO): spindle pole; equatorial microtubule organizing center; gamma-tubulin small complex
Molecular function (GO): gamma-tubulin binding; microtubule minus-end binding
Source: RefSeq, a predicted model, not a curated record